This is a messenger RNA of Folsomia candida, 1533 nucleotides long. Its product is annotated as cell wall adhesin EAP1. The coding region runs from base 39 to 1157 and encodes 372 amino acids. The record is from RefSeq and is a predicted model, not a curated record. Lineage: Eukaryota; Metazoa; Arthropoda; Collembola; Entomobryomorpha; Isotomidae. Gene Ontology annotation, cellular component: extracellular region. Gene Ontology annotation, molecular function: chitin binding. The transcript is spliced from 4 exons.
CCCAUCGUGGCUUGCUGUAAGUACAACCAAGCAAAAAAAUGGGAUUCAAAUUAAUUUGCAUGACGGCAUUAUCCGUCUUUGUGGUAGUCACAAUCUUACUGGAUUGCUCUGUUGCAAAGAAUAUCUAUCAAAACAACGAUUCAAACUUUUUGAGAAUCAAAUGGAGAAUCGGGAUUUUGGAUGAACUUACCAACGACACUUGCGUUGAUGAAUUACCUUUUCCAGAUCCUGACGAUAUAACAUGGUUUUAUCAAUGCUUUUUGGCUGGUGACUACUAUGUACUCGUUCAUCUUGAAUGCGACACGGGAGGCUACUACGAUGAGAUUUCAGGCGCGUGCGAAGAGUUUCCAGUCACCGAACCGCCAACAACACCGGAACCCACGACGCCAGCCCCAUUCCAGUGCGGCGACGUCGAAGGUAAAUUUCCUGACCCCUCAGACUGCACAAAGUACAAUCGCUGCGUAUUAGUCAGCGGAGUCAUGCGGUUGUACAAAUACGUUUGCACUGCUGGUUCAUAUUUUGACGAGGCCCAGGCAAUGUGUGUUGUUGGAGUUUGUCCAGGCUCAACUUCUCCAACAACUGAGUCUUCGUUAAGUACUGAGCCUUCCACAGUACCCACGACUACAGCGGAACCCACAACCACACCGGCUCCAACGACCACAGCAGCACCCACCACGCCACCCCCGUUCCAAUGCGGAACCAUCGAAGGCACCUUUCCCGAACCAACAGAUUGCACAAAAUAUAAUCGCUGCGUAAUGAUCGCCGGAGUCAUGCGGUUAUAUGCGUACACUUGUCCGGCUGGGUCGUACUUUGAUCAGGCCAAGGCAUUGUGUGUGUUAGGAACUUGUCCAGCAACUAGUCCUCCAACGACACUGCCCCCUGCAACUACAGCAGGCACAACAGGGUCCACCACCCCACCAGCAGUUACGACCACAGCGGCGCCCGCGACUACGGCAGUCACGACCACCACAGUAUCCACAACGAUAACCCCAUUCCAGUGUGGAACCACGGAGGGUACUUUUCCUGACUCUACAGAUUGCACAAAAUACAAUCGCUGCGUACUCAUCGCUGGGGCCAUGCGCUUGUAUUCAUACACUUGCCCUGCGGGAUCAUAUUUUGAUCAAGUCAAUAAACUUUGUUCGUUAGGAACAUGUUAGUUAUGAUGACCUAUUUCAUAAGCAGUCUUCCUCAGAUGUGGUCAAUAUAUAUAAAAAUAACAAUAUAAUAGAUAGCGGCGUGGGAAAAGUAGGAGACCUUUUCCCACCAAACUUUUGAACCUCCCACGAAACAUUUUAUUUUUGCUAAUCCUUUUUUUCGCUUUAUACAAUUCUUUAAUUCACGCAAUUGUAUAAUAACUUCCCGGAGAUGUUGACCUUUAUUAUAGUAAACCUGAUCAAGUUUAUGAUACAAUCAGAUAGUUUAAUAAAAAAAGAUUUGCGCAAGAUAAAUUUAUAACAUCUGACUUCUACUCAACCCUCUGUGAUCCGUUUCACAUACAAAUUUGCUUGUGUUAAAUAAAUUGAAUUUCAAAGA